Molecule: messenger RNA, 819 nt
Organism: Chanos chanos (milkfish)
Lineage: Eukaryota; Metazoa; Chordata; Actinopteri; Gonorynchiformes; Chanidae
Gene: acot13
Product: acyl-CoA thioesterase 13
Exons: 3
Coding region: 62-487 (141 amino acids)
Molecular function (GO): fatty acyl-CoA hydrolase activity
Source: RefSeq, a predicted model, not a curated record
CAUCUCAAAAUCGAGGUUGACUUUGACGGUGUCCGUAACUACUUUACACUCCCGUGACACAAUGGUUUCGUUGUCUCUUAAUUCGUUGAAACAGGUUAUGCGAGCAAUGAUUGAUUCUAGUGGAUUUGAUCGAGUUUUAAGAAAGGUAGAACUCGUCUCAGCCAGUCCGGGCAAAGUAGUUUGUCAGAUGAAGGUAGAAGAAGAACACACAAACCGAGGUGGGACGCUCCAUGGCGGACUAACUGCCACACUUGUGGACGUGAUCUCUACUACUGCAUUAUUAUAUACCGAGAGAGGAGCGCCUGGUGUUAGCGUUGACAUGAAUAUCACGUACAUGAGUGCAGCAAAACUUGGGGAGGAUGUCUUGAUUACAGCUCAAGUCCUGAAGCAAGGACGGACAUUGGCCUUUGCCACAGUGGACCUCACGAACAAAACCACUGGAAAACUUAUUGCACAAGGGAGACACACAAAGCACCUGGGUAGUUAAUUUGGUGAUAAUCAUGAUUUUUUAGGUUUCAAGAAUAAGAUGCAUCAAAUCUGUCAUGUAUUUUUCUUGUACAUACUGUUUAAGUGUGUGUGUGACCAAUAAAGUACUUCUUCUUCACAAAAUAAACACAAUGAGACAGUUUCAAGGUUUGCACAUAUUUGGAUAUGUUCAGCAGAUUUAUUUCAAGAGAAUUAUUGCGAACAUGACGGGAAAACCACAAAGAAAAUGACCCACUAUCACCUUUCAUUUGAACUUAGUGUAUUAGAAAGGGAGAGAGAGAACGUAAUGAUUUUGUCUUGUUCAUCCAAUAAAGCUGGCUGACAAACACCAAG